AUGCUCUACGCAGACGACAUUGUGCUCAUUGAUAAGUGCGCCAACAAACUAAAUGCCAACCUCCAGCUAUGGAGACGAGCGCUUGAGGACAAUGGUCUGCGCAUCAGUCGAUCCAAGACAGAAUACCUAAAAUGCAGCUUCAGUGAACAGCCACUUUCAAGCACAGACAUCGUCAUUGAAGGACAACCGGUGCCUAAAUUAAAUCAGUUUAAGUACCUCGGGUUCAUGCUAACAGCCGAUGCCAACAUAGACGCAGAUGUCACCCACAAAAACAAUGCAGGAUGGUUGAGAUGGAGGACCCUAACCGGGGUGCUUUGUGACGACCAGAUGCCAAUACGGCUAAAAGGGCGCAUCUACAAAACCGCAGUACGCCCUUCAUUAAUGUAUGGCUCCGAGUGCUGGGCGACCAACAAAAAAUAUGAACAAAAGAUGCACACCAAUGAGAUGAAAAUCGAGACUGGACAGAGUUCGAAAUAA
Cydia pomonella (codling moth) is the source of this 477-nucleotide messenger RNA. RefSeq lists its product as uncharacterized. The record is from RefSeq and is a predicted model, not a curated record. NCBI's taxonomy places the organism in Eukaryota, Metazoa, Arthropoda, Insecta, Lepidoptera, Tortricidae. Bases 1 to 477 code for a protein of 158 amino acids. The transcript has a single exon.